CAUGCAGAUCAAGUCUUUCUCCCUGGAUAGAAGCAUGACCACAAAACUACCAUCUCAAGAGGAGUUUGAGAACUGGACAGCUUUUCAAGUUGCAGCUCUCUUAAGACAGUUUGAAAUGCCUGAAUCUGCUGCGAUUGUAGAAAAACUGUGCAUGAAUGGAUCUCAUUUCUUGAAUGCAUCAGAUUAUGAGCUGAGCAGAUUCAAAACAAUGCACCAGCCGAAGCUUCAAAAGAUGGUGCAUGACAUCAAGAAAAAUGAAAGUGGGAUAAUAAACAAGUUCAAAAAGUUCCAAAAUGAACAAGUGGCCUUAAUUUGCAAAACUGGGAAAGAUACUUGGGAUCGGCUUAAAAAAAAGCCACCGCCAAGUCUACCACAAAGGGAUUAUGCUUCAGAACAUGCAGACAAUGAAGAGGAUCAAUGGUCAGAUGAUUUUGACAGUGAUUAUGAAAAUCCAGAUGACCACUCUGACUCGGAGAUGUAUGUGGUCCCCAGUGAAGAGAAUCCUGAUGACAGCUAUGAGCCACCUCCAAGUGAGAAGGAGAAAAAGAAGAUUCCCUCUGCAUUCCCUGUUUCUAGGGGUGAAUAUGCAGACAAUCGCAGUGGUAACCCACAGCUUCCUCCCAUCAACAAACCUCUCCCAAGUACACCCAGUCCAGCCAUGUCCAGACCAAAGAAACCAUGUGUGCCAUCCAUGCCAUUGCCAUCUCCUGCUGCAAAACCAAAAGUGCCACCAAAGCCUAAGGAGUGCAGUGAUGAUGAGGAUAACUACAUUGUGCCAGUGGACAAUGAUGAUGAUAACUAUAUUGAACCCACAGAAAGCAGCAUGUCGCUACCUACAAGAUCACCUGUGAACAGAUUUAUGAAGACAACAAAGCCACCCCCCCCCAUUUCUCCAAAGCCUUCUCUUACUUCUAAUAUGCAAGAAGUCUACGAGGUUCCUGAAGAAGAGGAAAAACCAUCACCACCACCACCAGUAACCAGGUUCACCAAGCCACUCAUGUUUAUGCCUGCUCAGAAUACAGAGCACUCCCACAUGCACAGUGUGACCAGAGAGUCACCUAAGCAGGAUACUUCCAGAAAUAUUUUGCCUCUCCCCAGAAGUCGUCUUCAUCCAAAAACAGACCAUGAAGCAAACAAUAAUGAUGAAAGUCAGAGGUUCAAUAACACACAAGAAUCCAGAUUUCCCACCGGAGCAACUCCAUCUCCAUUACCAAGGGGCCUCAAGAAAACUUCUAAUGCAGUAAUUUCACCAAAACCAUGUUUACCUUCCAGAGAGACCUUAACUGCAAGUGAAGAAAAACCUACGGCACCAGAACGACGGCGCAAUUCCAACCAGGGACUUCCACUUCCCCCCCUUCCAAGUGGUACCCAAAAGCCUCUGCUCCAAAAGUCCUCAAUACUGCCAAGGCCUUGUGUUCUGUGGAAUCAGACAAAAAGCCCUGUAGAUGAUCAAGUCACUUUUUCCACUUUAGAAGUGCCAGAAGCUGCAAACCGUUCUUUGGGUGCUUCCCCUCCUGGCAGAACUUCACCUAUUUCAAGUUCUGCUGACCAGGAUGCUGGUGUUCACAGUAAAGCAUGGUAUGCUGCUACCUGUGAUAGGAAAAUGGCAGAAGAUGCAUUGUACCGAUCAAACAAGGAUGGAUCUUUUCUAAUAAGGAAGAGUUCUGGACAGGACUCACGGCAACCAUAUACACUGGUUGUGUUUUACAACAGGAGAGUGUACAACGUUCCUAUACGAUUUAUUGAAUCAACAAGACAAUAUGCACUGGGCAGAGAAAAAAGUGGUGAAGAGCGCUUUGACAGUGUUGCUGAAAUAGUAGAGAAUCAUCAACGCACCUCCCUGGUUCUAAUUGACAGCCAAAACAACACAAAAGACUCAACAAAACUGAAACAUAUUGUAAGAGUUUCUUAAUUAAACUGAACUGCUAAAAUGAAGACCUAUUUAAUCAGAUCUUUCAACAUACCAAGACAUGGACAAGGUAUUAAAGAAGAAAAUCCAAAAUGAUGGGAAACACUGUUCAGGAACACCUACAAAGUAGUAAGAAAUGCAUUUCACAGAGUUCAACCCCACGUCACUUUUAUAACAUGCAACACAGGAAGCCAAAACAGAUACACUGUCAUCUGUGACAACACAGGUAUCCGAAGUCACGGGAAGAACAACUGCCAUACCACAGCCUGCUCCUCUGACUGAAGAUAGAUUUCUUAGAGGACAUUUUUGUUUCACAAAUAAGAAUACCCACAGUGAUCUACUCUUUUGAUUUAUGUUUACCACAUAUCACUGCUUUCAGCAAUUUCUUUGUAAAGUGCACAGCCCCAGAAAUUAGAGCAACUUGACUUAAUGUACCACUGUGCACAAGUUGAAAAUAGGACUGUAUUUUGAGAUUGUGGCAAUAAAUCCACCUGAAUGUUUUAGAUUUAGGGACAUGUGUUGUACUUUCCCUCAGCUUCACCCUGUUUCACUGAUGUUUUUGUUUGUAUUUUCAAAUGUACAAAUAAAAUUUAAACAUACUAUAA
Molecule: messenger RNA, 2514 nt
Organism: Oenanthe melanoleuca
Lineage: Eukaryota; Metazoa; Chordata; Aves; Passeriformes; Muscicapidae
Gene: BLNK
Product: B cell linker
Exons: 26
Coding region: 2-1912 (636 amino acids)
Biological process (GO): cell surface receptor protein tyrosine kinase signaling pathway; intracellular signal transduction
Cellular component (GO): cytoplasm
Source: RefSeq, a predicted model, not a curated record